GUCAGUACGUCCCACUGGGGCCGUCACGUGGCUUGGUAGGCUGUGCCGGCUGGUCCGCAUGCUGCGCGUUUUCAGGUUCGUCCGCGACACGGCAGCGGGUGCGACCCUCAAGCGCACCCUGGCGGCGGCGGCUCCGUUUCUCGGCGUCCUCUGCGCUGUGUGGGUUGCCGCCCUGGUGUUCUUCGCCUGCCUCGUCUUCUGGGUGGAGCCUGUCGACAACUACGGCAUACAGACCCUACAGCAAGCCAUGUGGUGGGCCAUCGUUACCAUGACGACUGUCGGCUAUGGUGACGUCAUACCGAUGACGACCGUCGGCAAGCUUUUCGGCAGCGUGUGCGCAUAUUUCGUCUGCGUGAUGAUGGCUCUCCCAACAGCGGUCAUUGUGAGCAAGUUCCACAGCUGUAGCGAAGAGGAGCGGUGA
This is a messenger RNA of Pollicipes pollicipes, 421 nucleotides long. RefSeq names its product shaker-related potassium channel tsha2-like. The record is from RefSeq and is a predicted model, not a curated record. Gene Ontology annotation, cellular component: membrane; voltage-gated potassium channel complex. Gene Ontology annotation, molecular function: voltage-gated potassium channel activity. Gene Ontology annotation, biological process: action potential; potassium ion transmembrane transport. Lineage: Eukaryota; Metazoa; Arthropoda; Thecostraca; Pollicipedomorpha; Pollicipedidae. The coding region runs from base 59 to 421 and encodes 120 amino acids. The transcript is spliced from 2 exons.